Molecule: messenger RNA, 1152 nt
Organism: Lactuca virosa
Lineage: Eukaryota; Viridiplantae; Streptophyta; Magnoliopsida; Asterales; Asteraceae
Source: the annotation of a GenBank genome assembly
UCUUUCUCUCUCAUUCUCUUUUCUCUCACAUUCUUAUUUGUAGCUUCCUUCUCUCUUGUCUUUGAGAACGCACACACAUAAACACAAGGAGGUCAGAUCCCAAAGGUGGUUAAUCUGUCCAUCAAUCAAUCCAUAUACAUUGUUCAGUCAAUCUUAUCAAUCAAUCAAAUCAAACUGUGAGAGAGUAUCAAACAGGAGAGAGAGUAGAAAGGGCAAAGGUGAGGAAAAACAUGUCAUCUUCAGCUGCUUUUUCACCGGACCACCACCACCACCACCUCUCUCCUCCCUCCGAGCAGCUCUGCUAUGUCCAAUGCAACUUCUGUGAUACUGUACUCGCGGUGAGCGUUCCUUGCAGCAGUUUGUUCACUACCGUUACUGUUCGAUGUGGCCACUGCACUAAUCUCUUGUCUGUCAACAUGCGAGCUCUUCUCUUUCCUGCUUCAGCCGCAGCUGUUGCCGCCAACGCCGCAGCUAAUCAACUCCAUCUUGCCCAUAAUUUCUUCUCUCCUCAAAACCUUAUGGAUGAGAUGAGAAACGCCCCAUCCAAUUUGUUCAUCAACCAUCCAAAUCCAAAUGAGCCCGUUACUCCUGUUCGAAUUGAUGAGCUUCCCAAACCUCCCGUGGCAAACAGACCUCCAGAGAAGCGCCAAAGAGUGCCUUCUGCUUACAACAGAUUCAUCAAGGAAGAGAUCCAACGUAUCAAAGCAGGAAACCCUGAUAUCAGUCACAGAGAGGCCUUCAGUGCAGCUGCAAAGAAUUGGGCCCAUUUUCCUCACAUCCACUUCGGACUUAUGCCUGAUCAACCCGUGAAGAAACCCAAUGUGUGCCAACAGGAAGGAGAUGAUCUGCUCAUGAAAGAUGGAUUUCUGACCACCGCCAAUGUGGGUGUUUCGCCUUACUGAGUGAAAGCGCUAAGAUCGAUUGAUAUAAAUAGCUAGCUAGGGUUUCUAAGUUUCCACAUGCACUUUGGCUUGUCUUUGCUUGAAUGUCUAAUUAAGACUUCAAUAAUUAGGUGUUCUUGUUUUUAUGCUAUCGUCUUGAAAUGAAAGUCUCUCACGUUAUGGUGAUCAAUAGGGGAGAAUCGGAUUAUAACUGGAAAAGUCUCAGUAAAGUCUAGUAGAAAGCCAUUUCAUCUUGACUCCAUCUAAUGAA